Copidosoma floridanum is the source of this 657-nucleotide messenger RNA. Its product is annotated as trypsin-1-like. Gene Ontology annotation, biological process: proteolysis. The record is from RefSeq and is a predicted model, not a curated record. NCBI's taxonomy places the organism in Eukaryota, Metazoa, Arthropoda, Insecta, Hymenoptera, Encyrtidae. Gene Ontology annotation, molecular function: serine-type endopeptidase activity.
AUGGCGACCAAGAUCUUUAUCAUCCUUGUUUGCUUGAUUUCUAUCGUAGUCCCGGGCACAUCUGAUACGACGGAAUAUUCCAUUUUUUGGAAGGGACGUGUAUAUAAUGGCAAGCACAUCAAAAUCGAGGCUUGUCCUUACGAAGUAUCUAUGAACAUUCACCAAAACAACAUAUGUUCCGGUUCUAUCAUAUCCGAUUACUACGUUGUUACAGCGGCACGCUGCAUAACGACUCUCUUAUACGUUUUGGAGCCCUUCAAGUUUGGCAGAAAUUGCCAGAAAAUCAAACUGUUGGAAUCCGAGAAGGAAAUCCGUGAUGGUACUGUGGCCGUUAUUAGUGGCUGGGGUAGAAUUGGGAGCACCUACCCUUAUAAACUCCGAUUUGCUCGCGUGCCGAUUAUCGGUAAGACCGAAUGUAAUGAAACAUACAGUUCCGAUGGUGGAAUUGGUGCUGGACAAAUUUGCGCUGGAUAUAUGAAAGUUGGGGGUAAAGACGCUUGUGAUGGUGAUUCUGGUGGUCCUUUGGUUGUCAACAGAAUGCUUGCUGGGAUUGUGUCGUAUGGACCGGAUUGUGGUAAAUCAGGGGCACCGGGAGUUUACACAGAGAUCUCUUAUUUCAAAAUGUGGAUCAUGCAACAGACUAAUUUCAUACUAUGA